AUAGCGUGGUCCAUGUGCCUUUGUUGCCAACUGCUGUUUCUUUUUUUUUUUUUUUUUGGUGGGGAGUGGGAUUAGUAAUUGCAUGAAACCAUAUGAUAUAAGGCAACGGCUACGCUACCACAAUUUCAGCGUUUUUUAUGGUUUUUUGCAUCACCCUAGACGCUUGCCAAGGCUACCCAAGGCGUUCUCUUUGUAGUACACACUAACGCCGUUAAGUGACGACACUCAGCGCUUUACAUCGCCUUCGAGAUUAACAUGCGCCAGGUGUUUGUUAGUCUUGAAGGCUUCAUGGCCUAGCUCCACUAGACCCAUAGAGUUUCCUACAAAAAUUUUUGUAGGAAACUCUAUGACUAGACCUACAAAGUGCAAAGCCUCACUGGAGCUACUAAGCCAUACCGAGGACCGAGGAGGCCAAAGCUAGAAGUUGCUCGUAAGGCGUAAUUUCAUUGCCAUCAACACGAAGUUGGCACACAGCAGCCAUCUCACGGAUGACAGCCGAAGCUCGUUCUUGCGCUUGGUCGUCGCACCGGUCGCACUUGACGCUACUCUGCGCUACAGUGAGGCCGCGCACGAGUGAACUUUCGAAGAUGGCGUCGCGAGUGUGUACUGUGUUAUUCUCGUCAAUGGGUAUCAUUACAAUUUCAAGCCUUUGCGUGCUCCUCAUCGUGGAAACUUCAGCCGUGCAUUAUGAUGUGUCUGGUGGCGGUGCUGCGGAGAUGUCACGUGAGGACAUUGUGCCGCUCCACCGUGUCCGGCGGGGCUCCGGUGCCACUGAAGUCACCAAGAAGCCGACACUGGACAACAAAAAGAUGCCUACCAAGGCACCCUUUGUAAAAACGCCGGAGCUGUCCAAGAAGGAAUCUUCAGUAGUCGAAGGCAUGAUGCCUACCGCUAUUUCGGCACAAGCCGCUGGAGCCCCACUGACCACAGCUGUUCCACAGCCGGCACCGCAGCAGCACCUGGUGCACAAUGCUACCACCGAAUCCCCUGCUGUGCCCCCCAGUGCCCCUGCUGUUCCCGCAGUUGUGCCCGCCAGUGCUGAGGCAGGCAAUGUGUCGACGACUCAGGUGACACCCCUGGUGACAUCCUUCCUCAGCGAAGAGGAGCUGGAGAGCCUGGUUGAAUCGGGCAAUGUGACACUGCCACCGGGAUACCAGAACCAGACGGAUCACCAUGACUAUUACAACACCACUUUCUACAUGGACCCAGCAACUGUGCGGAGCCUUUGGACUGACAUGGACGCGCUGCCCAGUGAGCAUGUCAUCACCCAUGACAUGCUUUCUGUGUCGCACCGACGGGCAGCCACGGUGAACUUGAGUUUCGACUUCCCCUUCUAUGGUCACCCAGUGCGGAACAUCACCAUCGCCACUGGAGGUUUCCUGUUCACAGGCUACAUGCUGCACGUGUGGCUGGCUGCAACGCAGUUCAUUGCACCUCUCAUGGCCAACUUUGAGACGAUCUCUAGCAACGAGUCAUCAAUCAAGUAUGUCGAUAACGGCACAUCCUUUGUGGUGGAGUGGCAUCAGGUUGUACUGCAGGACAAACCCAAUGGAGGCAACUACACGUUCCAGGCUGUGCUGCACAAAAGUGGAGACAUUGUCUUUGUCUACAAAGAUCUGCCAAUGGCUGUAACGGAAAUUCCUGACCGGAGCCACCCAGUCAAAGUUGGAAUCUCGGAUGCCUACAUGUUUGACCGCAUGGUUUUCUUUGUCAAGCGGAAGACCAUCUACGAGUACCACCAGGUGAGCAAGAAGAGUGACGUCAUCCGCAGCAACACGGCCAUUGUGUUCACCGCCCUGCCCACAUGCCUUGGCCUGAAGACCUGCAAGGAAUGCCGCUCGGCGCAGCUCUCAUUUAGCUGCUCGUGGUGUGACGCGGUGCAGCGUUGCUCGAGUGGCAUUGACCGGCACCGCCAGAGCUGGCUGGAGAACCAGUGUGACCUUGAGGAAAAGAAGAAUGCCUCGCAGUGCAGUGCCACUCCACGCCCCACGGUGCCACCGCCAGCUGUUCCAACAGCACCAAGCAGCUCUGCUACAGCGACAGUAGCCAAUGCUUCCAUUGCUGUCGCCAAUGCGACCAGUACUAUUCCUGAGGUGGUUUCCAUUCACACCAACGACGUUCACGGUGAUGCAGCAGCACACAGUGCAGCCGUUAUGCCGUCGGAGGGUUCCACACCAUCGCACGCUGUCAGCUCCGGCACGGUGGUUGCGGUCAUCAUGAUCCUGGUGCUCGUAGUCGCUGUUGGCGUGUGGCUGCUGUAUGCCUACCGCAACCCCCAGACGCCUGCUGGACAGCUCCUCAUCAAGUAUCGUCCGAGCCAGUGGAGGCUCCACGGUGAAGCCCGCUACACGGCUGCCACCUCGGUCCAUAUCUGAGGAAGCUGGCCAAUGGCCAACGAUUUUCACGAGAACGUCGGUCCCUCGGGAGCAGAGACAUGACAUCGAAAGGAGGGGCCAGUUCUUCCUAUGGGGACAUCAGCUCCACUGGCUUCAAGCACUGACUCAUCUGUUCAGCUCUCCCCCUAUUUCCCUUCUUCUAUUCACUUCCCUCUUGUUAUGCUUGGACUCGUCUGUGCAGCAAGCAAACAUGUCGUGGCAUGUUUUAUUUUGGGCAGUCAAUGGAGAAAGACACAAGCAGCGGACUGCCUUCUCCGUUGACCAUUUGUUUUGAGUAUAGUAGAUGUCUCAGUGGGCAGCAGGAGCAGACAUGACAAACAAGUUAUGGGUCCACAACCCUCCCUUUCAGCACUGUCAAGUACAGUAAAACCUUGUUUAUAUGCACCUGCUUAAUAACUAAUUCUGGUUUAAAUAUAGUUGCGAUGAAUCCCCCAUCCUGUCACCAUCGAACCUAAUGCAUUGGCUGACCUUACUUAAGCCGUAGUCAAUUAACACAUUCCAAAUGGUUAGUAUUUACUUCAUUUUUUGGCACAAACAAGUGUGGAAUUGUGAACUGUCAUACGCGCAGACCAUAGAUAGGCAAAAUUGCAGUGCAUGGAUCUUUCCCGGACUACGGUUGCCACUGAUAGCGACAUCAAAACAUGGUAGCCAUGACGUGCUUCCGUCUCCCAUAGCUUCUAGUACUUCCACGUCUUCGUCAUGGAUGACGAAGUGGAUAAUGGCCCUUCUGUAUCUGACAUGGCUAAUGCAUUGACCGCCUUAAGGGCAUUCACAGAGAAGUGGGGCCUGAUGGUGAAACUGGCUCGCGGACUUGUGGAGUUAAGGAUGCCGUUGUCACUGCAAGGCUGCUACAGUGGCAAGGAAAUUUAGAGUUUGCUGCCUGCUUGCAAAUUAAACUUGUCUUUCUGUGUGUUUAAGUGAGAACUAACCCCUUUAUUUUUUUUUGGGGGGGGGGGGGGCAGUAAGUCUAUAGCUGCUCAUCUACCAUUGACAGUUAAUUAGUACAUUACUUAGUGCAUACUUGAUCCACAUCUCCCACCAACUAACGAGGUUUUACUGUACUUUGACAAGGAAGACAGCAGUAGUGCAAUGCGAACGAGUACUUGUUGGUUCAGUGAGAAACUGCCGAAUGCCAUGUCGCAAGAUUCACGUCUUGUUUGUAGCGAUCAUUAAUGAAUGUGGGUCAGCGCUUGAGAUUUUCAGUGUGGAGCUAGUGGCAUCUAGCGUCCAGUGCAAACCUUUUGUGAAAUGCUUGUCGUUUUCACUUGACUUAGCUGCCAUAUAAGUUUGCACUGGAAAAUUUAUGGGAACCCUGCUUUAACCCUGGCCCUCAACCGACUUGAGUGUUGGGCGGAACAGAGCUUGCUUGCUCUUAGAAAACUUGGAGACUAACUGUGGUAAGUUGUCUUCACUGUUACGAGGGCCCACCACGAGGUUAACUGGACACUGAUCCACUACUGCAACGUUUCUUUUUUUUUUUUAACAACAUGCUGGUAACGGUGGGCUUAAUUUCAGUGCAGUGGUGUAGCCUCUGUUGUGCAAUUCCAGCUGUACUAUGGGUGUUGGGACGUGCCGCAAGAGCUGGCACCUUUCAUCAGUGGAGUUCUUGGCUCUUCCUAGUUGGGUAGUGCUUCAAUUCCUGGUGUGGAUAGCCUGUGUAAAUGCCCACACAACUGCUCACUGCUUGCUUCUCAUAGGUGCUGCUAUGUCAUGAGUGGUGGUCUCGCACAGGGAAGAGUGAAAGCACUCCGUAGCAUUGCUGGUGCAGGGCACGAUAGAUCAAAAAUUUAUGCACCUAUCACCGCACGUCAUCUUACUACUGUAGUCGGUGGCAAUAGGCUCCUAGGAGUAAAACCUUAUGCAGUAGACAUGCAUGGCUCAAGCGGAGCAGUCGUGCACGUAACUGACUGCAGCAGCUAUUUAUUGCAUUGUUAUCACAGCUAGCAUGCUGCGUGUUGCACCUGUUCAUCCACACUGGAAAGUAUUCAGCGCUUUAACUAAGGGAAGGGAGAUGGUGGCCUCCACACUUUUAUAAACAGUCCUCAAAAUUGAUACCACAACUUGGUUCUGGAAACUGGAGGACAAUACAGUCCCUGAACUGAAGUCAGGUGAUUACACUCCAAAAGCAUUCCUCACAGUUUUUUUUUUUUUUUUCUUUAACUUGGCAGCAUCAGCUUCUAUGCGAAAGGGCUGGAGAGUGGAGAUCGGGAGGCAUUUCUCUUGCAAUGCCUCUCUGUAGAAAUUGAAGGGGAGUGCUGGUGCAGGGCCUCUUUCAGUCAAGAGGCAAUGCUGUCUUCAACUUGGUCGUCGAGGCCACCUUUGUCAAUCUGGGGUUUAAUGCUUAUGAAUGUACAAGGAAUUUGCAAACUUUCUGCUGGAAUUGCUGUGGUGCUGUCAUUCAGGCACCCACAGCGCUCUCUCAAGUUGAUUGUGAAAGUCACUCCGCACUCAUUCAUUAGCUUAAUUUUGUAACAGUUUCUGGUAAGACCUUAUUUACAUGCGGCCGCUACAAGGCUGAAAGGCUUUAUUUGCUUGGAGGCUACUGCUGCACUUACAUUCCAUUGUGCUCUUGACGCAAAAGUUUUGUUUGGGUCUACGUGGUGGGCAACAUUAUGUAGCCACAUCAGUGUUUAGAUGUAGCACCCAUUCAGACAAACUCAAGGGAUAGCUUCACCAAAUGGUCCGGAAUUUCUUAGGCUGCAUGGAGGUAUCCCCUAUGUAUCAUACAAGUCGUAAGACAUUGACUGAGGGACAUCGCGAGGAUUUUUACAGGUUCACAGAGGUCAACACAUGCUGCCACUGUUUGUGCCUUUAGCCAUUGCUCACAGCUUUUCACCCGUAAGCUUCUGUAAGCUUCUGUGUUAACAACACUCAUUUACUGGCAGCAAACUGACAGGAACCAAAAGUAAAGUUACCUCAUGCGCAUUGUAUAAUGUGUUCAGCUUGAAAAAAGAAAUUCACAAUUCUGUGCUAGCUAAGUGAUUCAGCAUUGCACUAGCACUGAAUUCGUUGGCACAUUUCAUCAUCUCCACAUUAGUUGGGCGCACUACAAUGCACAGAUUGUGACAGUGCACCUUCUAUUAUGACUGUGGCUCCUCGGCUUUCACUAAUGUUGGAGCCAACACGGCGAACUUAGCUUGGCUGUACCAUCCUGUCUGCUCAACGUGCUGUUUUCUCCGAUGAGGAAAACUAAGCUACCUCGCAGAGGUUACUGCUGUGGACGUAGCAGUGUCCUGCCUCGUGAUGAAAGCUGCUUCUGUAACACUGCACAGUUCUUGUGUUGGCAGUGUAAUCUUCUGAAAGGUAAACUCGUGGAUCUGACCAAAUUACAGACUCGUCUUGCAGACAGAACAUCACAUAUCUCACUGGCACUAAUUCUGGAAAUGUGUAAGGGCAUUGUAGAAAGACAAUUUGCAGCACAGUUUGGUGCUCCUCUGUGGAUUGAAUCAGUGGUUUGGAUUCAUAAUGUGAAUUCGCUUUUAGUAGGCACAGGUAGUUGUGAUAACUGUUUCGAAAAUAUGGCCCAACGUUCUUUCUGCUUUGCACCGCGCUCUAAAUUUAAUUCCAAGUCACAAGGAAGCCGCACAGGUGAAUCUCUUCUAGCUGACUUCCCUGCAAGACAAGAUGUUGCCACACUUUCACAAGUACACCUCUGUGGAGGAACUUGAUAGUGCGAUUUCAAAUGUCACUACCUGUAAGUUCAUUACAUCUACUUUCAAGUGCAUCAAUCACUUUCGUGACCACGAGACAGAAUUGCAUUGUUAUCGUUCUGCCUUCAGGAUUCGUCUCCACUGAGGCAUAUCCGUGUGCUUUUAGUGCUGCAGUGGUUUAGAACAUGCUAAAUGACAAUCUCUUUCUUGCAAGAACCUCGUAGCCCUGCUACUCAAUAUCUAAACAAAGUGCCUUUCUUGUUGUAGCAAGGACAGAGCACAGCUUUCACGACAUUGGUCGUGACUGCUUGUUUCAUGCUGCCUUCAGAGCUUCUCACUGCUUUACCUUGGAACAUAUGCAUGCUUUGCACUCUGUCCUUUCCUGUCCAUGGGCCAGUGCCUGUGCAUUUGAAGGCAACACCAUUUGCGCUGUUUGUCAGGUCUCUUCCUACACGCUGAGGGUCACAGUUUGUACCGAACAUUCGGACCUCGUUACUUUCUUCUUCGUUUUCCAAGCCCAACUUAUCUCAUUCCCCCCUUCCCCAAUCUACUAUUGAUAUAAUAUUCAAGAGGGAUGCAAAAUGAGUGGCUCACUGCAUCAUGUAGCUGCUGUUGGAUUGGCCUAUGCUGGUCAAACACUGUGUGAAAGAGGAAAGGUCAAGAGAAUGCACAGAACUGAGAAAGACUGCAGCAACUGGAAAAUGCAGUGUAACAGCUUACAGAAGCUCACAGAAGGGCACUUUCAUAAACUGUUAGUUGUACCAACCGUCUCGGUGUCUACCUGGUGUCACCUGGUUUGGCCAUGGCUCUUGUCUAUCCUUACUAUGCCCUUCUUAGUAAGCAACUCGCAACAUUCCCGACAGUGGUGGAUUUUUUUAGGAAAGCCCUAGCAGCUCUGUUUCUGAGGCACUUUUUAUUUUAUUUUUAUGUUAUUUUUUUACUUUUAUACGAGCCGUAGCAACUUUCCCUAAGUGCAGCGAUACAUGUUUUUUUAGUUGCGGCAGUUUUUGUUGUACAUCAGACAGAGUGACACUUUUUUUUUUUUUUAUGCGUUCAGUACCUCGCUUAUUCCAUUGUGCGGAAGCUCUCUUGCUGUCAAUAGCUACAUUGGCCACUAUUUUCUGUUGAGGGGGAGUGUUCUAGCAUUCUGACUUACGUUCCUUGUGCAUUAUUUUACUGUUGUCAAGCGUAUGGCUCGGUUAUGCCUGCUAGUUUUACAUCUGCAUUCUCUCUCUCUCACAUAAUGUUACCUUUUCAAUUUCGACAAAGACAUUACUGGACGUGUUCUUUCAUUUUUUUUUUAAUAUGUACAUAAGACAGUAUAUGUAGUUAUAGUAUCAUAGUUUAUAGUAGCGCUUAAAAAUAUAACUUGUUACUUUCUUACGGCUCACGUUGUGCCUGUGAUGCUCAUUAUUGCGUAAACCUGCUUUCUUUCUUUUUCUUCUGACGGGUAGAACAAAAACGCUAGAGCGGACUCACAGAAGCAGGCAAGAUAGUUCUUUGCACGAUCAUCAGAUGCGCUUCCGUUGUUAAGCAUACAGCCUCACUCAGUGUUAAGCAAGUACCCUGUGCCUCUGGAAAAAAGGUUAUGGAACAUACAUCUUGAAAGAUACCUGCAACAGGUCUGAUCCUUUAUCUGUCUGCUAAAAAAAUUCAACUUGAAAGCGCCUUCAUAUGUUUCCGGUUUUUCAUGAGUUGGUGCAGAAAUUGAAAAAAAGGAAAGGAAAAUGUUCGUAGAAAACCUAUCAUUAGAUACCUCGCAAGGUCACUGCAGGCUUACAGCUUCCCUUUGACCAAACCUUCAAUGCAGUGAAAUCCAUUGUCCGUAUGCAUGUAUAUAUAUACCCGCAGACAGUCAUGUGCGAGUAUUUCUAAAAAUUUCUUAGGGUUGACACCAUCCUGUUUGCAUGUGCAAGCCAGCUCGAAUGCCGUGUUGCUGCAGUGUCCAAAAAUAAGACUGGUGCACGCUGCCAUUGUCUGUAUCAUGAGAAAAGUGAGUGAUUGAUCAAUGCAUGCACUGGCCCCUUUGCCACUGCUAUACUGUUGAUAUAUAUUUACGUCUGUAUACUUGGUGCCACAGUGUUCAACGGAAUACACAAAACAAAGUGAAUGUAACUUCGUCUUUUUUUUUUUUCCUGCAGUUUGCAGUUUGUUCAAAUUGGUAUUUGACUCCAAACUUCAUGGGUUUGGUUUGUUUCCGUAAUAUGUUCAUACCUUGUUUUGCUACAGUGUGCUGAGAUAUAAGAAAGGAAGUUCUAUUUGCUGUGCAUUUUGGGUGCUGCGUUUUGACCCACAACCUUCCUCAUGUUUUUUGUUUUUCAAGCAUGGCCAUCACUCUGAGGGUGAUUAAGCUUUGCAUGUGCAACAAAGCUAUAGCAUUUUGGAUAUUACCUUACUUUGUUGUCCCAUUAAAGGAUCAAAAUGAGUGUCACUACAGCUCCAAAUUUAAGAGCGAGAGAUCGAGGUUCAGCCCGUAUUAUUUCCAUUCAGCAGUUGCAGGUCUCAUGUUGGCUAAGUGCAUCACUAAGUCAGGCUGCCACGUGCUGCCGUCAAGCGCUCCAAGAGAAACAUUUCAUGCUUUGUGCACCUAACUCAGCCUUGCAAACAAGCCAGCAAGUCAGCCUCAGUAAAAUCUAUUUACUCUUGCUGCAGGCAUGCAAGUUUGCUUAGUACAGGCGUUCAAAGUUAGAAUGGAGGAAGGAGUCAGCGGAGAGUAGUUAACAGUACUUUGGAGCAGAUUGAGAAGAGCUGGUCUGUACAGUACUCUGUUUUAUAUGGCCCUUGUGCCACAACGGUCUGUUGUGGGAUCCAUGAUUGUUAGCUCACCCAGCAUUAAUCGCAAAAUGGGUGCUCAAUCAUGCAGUGGAGUACAGGUGCAGUAGGGAGGUGGGAGGCAGACAAGUGAGAUGGAGGAAUAUAGCAGUGCCAGUCACUUUGUAGACAGAAAGUCGGUGUUGUUAACCAUUGUACAACCAAGGAACUUCGUUAUGAAAAUUGCAGCGCUACUUUUUUGUUUCCACCACAAUUUCACACUUGUGCUGAUGCUUACAUUGUAGAUAUUUUCUCCUACUAAGUUCAAGACCUUCAGUGUGUACAAACAUGCAUGCUGUCAAGAUGUUUGAGCAUUCCUCCAGGUCUCCUUUUGUAACUUUUUUUUUCCUUCCCCCCCCACCCCCGACACACACAUUGUGUGGUAGCCUAGCUGUUGAGUGACCCAUAUAUAGUGAAUAGUUCCGUCUUGUACAGUGGCACUUGGAGUCUCGAAAAUGUGCUGGAAGGCAAGACCAGGUAGAAGUCUCACUGUGUGGGCAGCAGCACUAUGGAGUGCGUUCCAUAUUUCAUGGAAUGCCAUUUGCCAGAUUUGGUGUCGUGCUCCUCGUGGAUGAAGGGAAGAGAAAUGGAGUUCCAUGCUUGUUGCAAGAAGUCAUGACUGCAGCAGUGCAUGUUGUACAGGGAAAAAGUGUCAGUCACUGUUGGAUCUGUAGUUGCAGAAUCUCCUAAGCAUUUCUUUUUCUUUGUCAAGUUUCUUCUUCAAGGUUGUGCAAGGAAUAUAUAUCAAGGUUUGUAAUUAAAGCAGCAUCUCAAUAUGAUUCAGCCCUGCUUUGGUGCAGGUUCUUGGUUCGCAUCUCUUGCCUCGUUUCUUGUUUUUGCAGUGUGUUAAUGGGAGAAAAAUUUUUGCAUGUGGAAAUUGCAGUGUUUUAAUGUAAAGAACUGUGCUCUUCAUCAUGAAACACACAGUUUGGCUUGUAAACACAUGCAGUCAUGAUUACCCUGCAUGGUACCUCCUUGAUUUCGUACUUGUGCUCUUCUGUCUGUUGCCCCUAUAGUGAAAUUACUUUUUUUUUCCCUCCCAAUUUCUAUGUGUUUGGAGAUCUUUUUGUGCAGUAAGUCCUGAGAUUUACCAUUCAAUGGGUCAUUGUGAGGCAUCAGCUUUGCCAGAUGAGUAUCAUUAAGCAUACUUUUGUGGACUGCUUGCAGUGUAGCAUUCAUGCUCUGUAGUCGUCGACAUCUGUGGUAGUGUGCGCUUGGGAAGCAAGUGUGUGGCACAUUUUAACUCCCAUCCCACAUCUUGGAAUUCUAGAGACAGGAUGUCAAGUCUCAGACAAUGCAAGUAAAAAUAGCAGAUUUAUUUUGUUGCUUAUAAUCCUGGGAUAUUUUUUUAUUCUUAACUGGCUAGAAUACCUGGCAUUGUACUACCAUUUGUUAAGUGUGGCGUAGUAGUACUUGUUAACCAUAUUGUGUAAAAUAGGCAUGCAUUUCACAUAUAAAUAUAGAAAGGUAAGUAGUCUUUCGCAGCCUAAUAUGCCAAAUUUUGUCCUUGCCUUGCAAGAUUGAGCAGGGAAGUAAUUUUUCAUGCACUUGCAUCCAUAGUAGUGCAGUCCACACAAGCAUUUGCAAGCAAAGUUAGUUUACAGCUCUAACGGGGCAACAUGUGAAAACUUAUUGCCACUGUUGAGCUUGCCACGUAGGCUUCAUUCCAACCCAUGACUGAAGGCCUCCCUUUGGGACCUAAUAAAUUUGUGUGUUUUGAUGGUUGCAUAAGAGCCUUUGCCCAUAAAGAGCCUCACUGUUUGUCACCUUGGCAGUACGUAGCACAUCAGAUAUUGGCAUUCAAUGGAAGUUACAGCAGGCAUUGAGAAUACAUGUCAAGCAGCAUGUUCUGCUUCUGCUGUGGCAUAAGUGUGCUAGUGUUCUGGCAAGUAGGAUCUGUCUGUCGUCAGGUGACCAGUAGUCUGGCUUCAAAGCUCUCAAUAAAAGGCAUACCUGUGGCCCUUUCUUCUUUGUAACAAAUGUUGAACAGCAUGGUAACUGCUGAAAAAGUGUUUUUAUUGUAUACGUAUAUAUAAAUAUAUAUAUAGAGAGAGAGGUCAUUUUUAAAGUGUGUUUGUUACAGUUACAGAUUUUAUGCAAUGCAAGAUUUGGUAUAUACUGUGUGUUUGAUCCUCCCUCUGCUCUGCAUUUUUUUAAACAUUUGUGACACCAUUUUUAAUAUGAAUAAAAUGAAUGCUCUUUAAACCUGUC
Messenger RNA from Dermacentor andersoni, 11068 nucleotides. Its product is annotated as plexin domain containing lethal (1) G0289. Lineage: Eukaryota; Metazoa; Arthropoda; Arachnida; Ixodida; Ixodidae. The record is from RefSeq and is a predicted model, not a curated record.